UUGACAGUAGUUUCACUGUACAACUGUCAACAGAAGUGUCACAUUUCUAGCAAAUUCCAAAUAAACAAGUAAUAAAUUUAGAGUUUGUACAAAGAUUGUGAAAAUAAUGAUUGAAAUAACGUGCAACGAUCGUUUGGGUAAGAAAGUGAGGGUUAAAUGUAACCCUGAUGAUACUGUAGGAGAUUUGAAGAAACUGAUAGCUGCACAAACUGGUACUAAAUGGGACAAAAUCGUUCUGAAAAAAUGGUACACUACUUUCAAGGAUCAUAUUCAGCUUCAGGAUUAUGAAAUUCACGAUGGGAUGAACCUCGAAUUGUAUUAUCAGUAGAAUGUUUUAAUUUUAAUUUUGUAUCAUGAUAAAUAAAAAACAGGUUAAGAA
Tribolium madens (black flour beetle) is the source of this 379-nucleotide messenger RNA. It is a transcript of the gene ubl, whose product is annotated as ubiquitin-like protein 5. Gene Ontology annotation, biological process: protein modification process; mRNA splicing, via spliceosome. Gene Ontology annotation, molecular function: protein tag activity; protein binding. NCBI's taxonomy places the organism in Eukaryota, Metazoa, Arthropoda, Insecta, Coleoptera, Tenebrionidae. The transcript has 2 exons. The coding region runs from base 107 to 328 and encodes 73 amino acids. The record is from RefSeq and is a predicted model, not a curated record. Gene Ontology annotation, cellular component: cytoplasm; nucleus.